AGUCCAAAGAGAGUGAGUGAGUCGAGACUGAGCCCUCUGUCCGUCAGAGGGAGUCGAGUGCUUCUGCUCAACGUGUCUGUUUGGACCGGAACCCUCGAAUUCGUUGCGCACAAUUAGUGUUUGUCUCGAGCUGCAUGAGUUUCUCUUCAUUCAUCCUCCUCCUUCAACUCUGAGUUGAUGCUUCACUUCUGCGCAGCGCGCGCCGGACUCUCUGGAUUAUAUUCUAGAACACAAGCGAUCAUCUCCACAUCUCCACACAUCUGAGAUUCACCAAGACAAAAUGUUGUGGAAAUUAGCAGAUAACGUGAAGUAUGAAGAUGACUGCGAGCAGGAAAGACAUGAUGUUAGCAGCAAUGGGAACUCUCGGUUACCUCACAUUCCAGCGGUGAGCCAGCACCUCUACAGCCCGCCACCGUCCCUCUCGCACACAGCCAGCUCGGACUUCCAACCCCCGUACUUCCCUCCCCCUUACCAGCCUCUACCGUACGGCCAAUCCAGCGACCCGUACUCUCACCUGGGCGACCCGUUUAAUAUCAACUCGAUACACCAAACUGCAGCCUCUAAUCAGCAACAGUCAUGGCCUGGACGGCAAGGUCAAGAGGCCCUCGGGACCCACGGCCGCGUCGGACUCGGCAGCCCCAUUCUGGGCCUCGAAGGGGGCUCGUCCGGGAUGCGCCGGGAUGGCUUCAGGAGACCGGAUCUGCUGCCUCCGCACAUUCAUGGAAUUGAAUCCAUGGGUGAUAACAUCGGAUUGCACGAUAUAGGCCACGGAUUGGAUGACGUUCAGCAUGAAGGUGAUCACAGUAGUGUAAUUCCUGAUCAUACAGUCAUCAAAAAAGGUCCAGUGUCCCUGCCAAAGGGAAAUGCGUUUGGAAUUCCCUUUCAGAAGGAGCCCCUGCUGGGAAUGGUGUCGAAUCCCACCGAGGUCUUCUGCUCAGUACCUGGUCGUCUCUCUCUUCUCAGCUCCACUUCCAAGUACAAAGUAACUGUGGCCGAAGUUCAGAGACGCUUGUCCCCACCGGAGUGUCUAAACGCAUCCCUGCUCGGAGGGGUAUUACGCAGGGCAAAGUCAAAGAACGGCGGCCGAUCCCUGAGGGAGAAACUGGAUAAAAUUGGGCUGAACUUGCCAGCGGGUCGCAGAAAGGCUGCUAACGUCACCUUAUUAACCGCCCUGGUGGAAGGCGAGGCCGUUCACCUGGCGAGAGAUUUUGGGUAUGUCUGUGAGACAGAGUUUCCCGCGAAGGCCAUCGCCGAAUACCUUGGCCGACCGCACGUGGAACGCAAUGAGGUCAACUCUCGCAAAACCAUGCUCUUGGCAGCCAAGCAAAUCUGUAAGGAGUUCACCGACUUGCUGACUCAGGACCGAUCUCCUCUGGGAAACUCUAGGCCAGCUCCCAUUCUCGAGCCAGGGAUUCAAAGCUGCCUGACUCACUUCAGCCUCAUCACCCAUGGCUUCGGCUCUCCGGCCAUCUGUGCGGCCAUGACCUCGCUGCAAAACUACCUCAACGAGGCGCUCAAGCAGGUGGACAAAAUGUACAUGAGUUCGACCGGAGACUCCUCGCAGGCCUCCUCCGACGGAAACGGCAAGGUAGACAAGAUGGACAAGCACAGAAAGUGAGACUUGUUGAGUUGCGGUUGAACUGGAUUGGACCGUUUGAACGCAAUAACCCGUUUUUUUGUAGCGGAAUCACAUUUUUACCAGAUCUGACUCAUCGUUGUCUGUGUAGUUGUCGAUUCUAUUUCCGUUUUUCGACAUCAAGGUUAAGCUUAAGCCCUCUUGGUCCAAGUCUUGGUCUUCCAGCACUUUCUCCUCUACAAAGACACAAACACAUUUCAAUGCUUAGCUGUGUAUCGGCCGAUCCCCACGAUUCAGGCGGUCAUCAGGAAGUUGUCUCUCAGAGGGGAACUGCAAAGAGGAAGUUGUUGAGUUUCCCAAAGACACCAUUUCAAGAGUUAAUGUGGAUUUUAACAAUGUUUUCUUUCGCUACCAAUCUGGGAGGAGGAAGUUUUGCUUCUCUGUGUCCUCCUCCUUGGUGCUGACCUCCUUACCAAUGAUGUGAUUAUGUUUGAGACAUUAUAACUAGUUCUAUGCUUGACUUCAUUGGACGCAGUGUUAUUGUUCUUCUGUUUGUGGGAGUGUUGUUGGCAUGAGCGACUGUUUUGUGUGCAUGGAUAUACAUAAACGACCCUAUAUAUUUUUAAUUAUCACACGAGAAACGCUCGAGACGUAUUUGGCUUGAAUCUCCACUUUUUGAACAACCGAGAACAAUUAAAAAGCCCUUGUUGGAGUUUUGAUUAAGUUAAAAUGAUCAAAUAUCAUACGGUUGUGUGUGUGUGUGUGUGCGUGCAUGUUCAGUUUUGUAUGAGCGUACAUCCUUAUUGUUCAUCUUUUUGAUGCCUUUACGUCAGACUAGAAGUUAAAUGUUCCAUUUGUCUUUCCCCAAAUGUAAAUAUUUUCUAAUUUAUGUUGUAAUUUAAUGGGAUUUGUAAAUAUUGGUACAAUUAUGGUGUUUGGUUCCACUUUUUAAAAAGAUGUGUUAAGCUUUUAUAAUGGGUUUUUUUUUUUUUUUUUUUAAUCAUAUAGUGGUUAGGCUCUGGGAUGGAUAUUCUUUAUAGAUAUGUGUAAUAUUGGUUUAAAGCUGUAGGAAUAAAAACUCAACACUCUUGAA
Messenger RNA from Megalobrama amblycephala (Wuchang bream), 2669 nucleotides. RefSeq names its product transcription factor AP-2 gamma (activating enhancer binding protein 2 gamma) (gene tfap2c). The record is from RefSeq and is a predicted model, not a curated record. NCBI's taxonomy places the organism in Eukaryota, Metazoa, Chordata, Actinopteri, Cypriniformes, Xenocyprididae. Gene Ontology annotation, biological process: regulation of cell population proliferation; regulation of transcription by RNA polymerase II; anatomical structure development. Gene Ontology annotation, molecular function: RNA polymerase II transcription regulatory region sequence-specific DNA binding; DNA-binding transcription factor activity, RNA polymerase II-specific. The transcript has 7 exons. The coding region runs from base 281 to 1618 and encodes 445 amino acids. Gene Ontology annotation, cellular component: nucleus.